Messenger RNA from Hyphopichia burtonii NRRL Y-1933, 723 nucleotides. RefSeq names its product D-amino-acid N-acetyltransferase (gene HPA2). The transcript has a single exon. Bases 174 to 635 code for a protein of 153 amino acids. Lineage: Eukaryota; Fungi; Ascomycota; Pichiomycetes; Serinales; Debaryomycetaceae. Gene Ontology annotation, cellular component: cytoplasm. The record is from RefSeq and is a predicted model, not a curated record. Gene Ontology annotation, biological process: protein acetylation. Gene Ontology annotation, molecular function: N-acetyltransferase activity.
CGCUUAAUCUUUAGCACCCGAAAGGGCUGCGCUUAGAUAUUCCAAUCUCAGCCAAGUGAGUCACUGAAGAAACCUAGAUACUUAGAUGGAUACUUAGAUGAAUACUUAAACAGGUGCGGAUUACUUGUAUUUACUGCCAGACAAACUUCAAUAAUUGAAUCAACAUUUAUAGCAUGAACGUUACUAUAAGACCUAUUAAGCCGGAGGAUAAGUCCGUUUGGAUUGACAUGUGGACUGGCAAGGAUGGUUAUAUUGAGUUUUAUAGAUCAAGCCACUUAAUUACUGAUGAGAUUACUCAAACUACGUUCAAGCGAUUUUUCGAUCAGGACGAACCGGUUUAUUCGAUUGUUGCAGUCAACAAUGAAACCAAUGAAAUCAUUGGUUUUGCAAAUUACUUAACUCAUCGUAAUACCUGGACCAUCGAAGAUGCUCUUUAUUUAAAUGACUUAUUCGUCAAACCAACCACCAGAUUGAAUGGAGUCGGUAGAAAGUUGAUUGAGUAUAUUUACAAUGAAGCCGACCGGUUGAACUGCAAGAAAUGCUAUUGGUCAACCCAAUUCGAGAACCACCGAGCUCAAUUGUUAUAUACCAAGAUUGGGGUUAAAAGUGGAUUUCUUCUUUAUAAAAGGCCCUGAAACCACCUCCGUACCCUUUAUAUAUCACGUGAAUGGUUUUUUUUUUGGAUUUAUUUUUCUCUUAAUAUACGAUUAGCUAACGUGGGUC